GCCGAGGUUUCCACAUACGGCCCCGAACGAUGUGUACAGGGUUCCGAGACACCAAACGGGCGCCCGGCAUGCCCGGCCACGUGCCUACCGCAUCACAGCCCACCCGUCGGGUCAGCGCUCCGCAUGGCCUCCAGCAUAUUAAAAACACCAGAAACUACUUGCAAUUCCUGGACAGAGGACAAUGGUAGUUAAGAAGCUGAGAGAGUCAAUUAAGGAUCCCAAUGUGUGGUAGUAGCUGAUCAUGGAUCACAAAUACAGAACUCAGUUCCUAAGGACGGCUUCAAUGAAACAACCCACCAUGUACUCCUACAUGGCCUCUCAUCGAUAUCUUUACCAAAUCGUCCAGAUGAAACAACCCACCAUGCAUAGUCCAGAUGAAGAGGCCGGGGAUCAUCCUCCCUUUCUAAAAAAAAGGACUUCAUCAAAUUUUUUUGUUGUAGGUAGUAACUCUCUGUCCGAGCAUUAAUGUUUUCGGGUCAUCUAUGCUGUUUACGUUUAUGAUGAUGUCUGCGGAUUUCUGUUAUGACAGCUAGGGCGUUUGUGUUCCACUCAACGCCCCAACCAACAGAACUGUAGUGCUUAAUUUCCCUCAAAGUAACAAACACAUGCAUAACAGCGAGAGCUCUUUGUAUCGUAUCUACAUACAUGGAGAAGACCAUCAAGUUCAGAUGGUCAGAUGAAAUUACAAUAAAAGAAUAGACACUGCGCGUAUAGAAAGGAUAUAGAGUUGGUUAUAUAAUUACGGUUAUAUGCUAACUACAUUCUAUGCUGGAGUCUUUACUGUCGGCAUAAGAGGGUUAACCAGACUAACAUAAUUUCUCACCAUAUGUCAUUGGUUUAAAUAAUGGGCUACAGCAACCUAGGUUUGGCGCUGAAUUAACGCUAUAGCGUGCUAAAUUAACGCUAAAUUGUACAUGACGCGUGUAGUGCGAGGUCCGUCCAAAUGCUAUAGCGACGGUGUAGCAUUGAAAUAGCGCACUAUUUAAAACUAUGCCAUAUGUUUUGGCGGUAGUGGGCCAAACGGGGUUACCAAUAAGGGAUGGGUUACUGUUUCCAUAUUCUUCUAUUAUAUGAGUUCAAAUUGGUCCUUAAUUUCAAUUUGAGAAUUUAAAACUACAAAGCCAACUAAACAACAAGAAUACUCAUAUUAUAUGAUACAUAAUUAAGGGUUAUAUACGUACCAACAUUUUCUUUUAUUUUUCAGUUUUAUAAAGAAAGCUAUAUUUCAAAAUAAAUUUAACUCAAAUAACAAAACAAUUCCAAUUUGAAUGGUACCUCAGAUUUUUAUUUUGAAGGAUCCCCUUAGAAAUAAUCACAGUAAAUGCAAGAUGGGACAUCUUGGAUACGGUCCUUCAAGGGUUUGAGCAAGAUUGCCAAAUGGGGACUUAUGGAUAGAUCUCCUAAUUAAAACAACAAGACAUAUGACCCAAUCGAUAGCGUCAAAACGGGCACACCACGUGUUUUCAAUGCAGUUGGUUGCUAGUAGAGAUGUACUACCUAAAAAUAAUAAAUGCAUGGUGUUCAUAUAUAUUGGUGCUCUGGCUCAAGCAGUUAACAAACACACAACACCGCCUUCAGAGAUAUACAACACAAUGGCAGCUCAAGCCCCGACAAUGGCAGUCCCUACGGACACCCAGCUGAUUCAGGCGCAGGCUGGCCUAUGGCGCCAUAGCCUGUGCCACCUCACAGCCAUAGCACUCAGGUGCGCCGUCCAGCUCGGUAUCCCUACUGCGAUUCACCGACUCGGCGUCAAGUUGCCUGAUCUUGUCACUGCACUGUCCCUCCCACCAUCUAAGACGCCAUACCUUGGCCAUGUCUUGCGGUUGUUGGCCACAUCAGGCGCCUUAGCGUCCCCUGAGGAGGGGACCUACACCCUCAUCCCGCUAUCAUACCUCCUGGUGGAUGGUGUAUUCAUUGAUGGUGAGGCCAGCCAGAAGGCCAUUGUGCUUGCCACGACCUCAAGACAUUACAUAGAUGCGGCCUUGGGGCUAGCUGACUGGUUCAAGAAGGACAUUGCACCACCGCCAUCACCAUUUGAAGAUGUGCAUGGUGCCACACUCUUCGAGGAGAGUAUGGCGCUCCUAGACCCAGAGUCAGACAAGGUGUUCCAUGAAGCUUUGGCUGCCCAUGACCAUUUGGGGAUCAACACCAUAUUGCGGGAAUGCCAUGACUUAUUCAAGGGGGUGCAGUCACUCACAGACUGUUGUGGUGGUGAUGGAACGACAGCUAGGGCUAUUGUCAAGGCCUUCCCGCAUAUCAAGUGCAAUGUGUUGGACCUUCGGAAGGUGAUCGAGAAAGUCCCAAGUGAUGGUAUAGUUAACUAUGUCGCUGGUGACCUAUUCCAUACCAUUCCACCUGCUCAAGCUGUGAUGCUUAAGCUUGUUCUGCACUUCUGGAGCGAUGAAGAUUGCAUCAAUAUCCUGGCUCAAUGCAAGAAGGCCAUUCCGUCCCGCGAAAUGGGGGGAAAGGUUAUUGUCAUAGAUAUAGUAGUCGGCUCAUCAUCCAAAGAAAUGUUAGAAACCCAACUGUUGGUGGAUAUGCUCAUGUUGGUAUGUACAAGAGGACGGCAACGCGAUGAAAAUGACUGGAGCACAAUCUUUACAAAAGCAGGAUUUAGCGACUAUAAAAUCAUCAAGAAACUGGGACCUCGAGGUGUCAUCGAGGUAUAUCCAUAAGAUUGUGUGCCAAGUGCCUCGAUGGUGUGGGCUAUGCUUAAUGUUGUGAGUUUGAUAUUGAUGGUGUGCUAUAAGUAAAUAAGGGCAAUGCCUAAGUUUGUAACGAAAAAUCUAAGGGAACAUAACUAGCUAAAGCGAUAUGCCGGCUUGGCCACAUCAGGGCAUAUAUAUGUAACUUUAGUUUCAAUAAAGUGUUGAAGUCACUUGGUGUGAGUUUUAUGGGUGUAUGUAUGUGCCAUGGUUGUAUAUGCUCCGACAAGCUAAAACUGUUAUGUUCGGUUAUCUUCCGGCAUGUGUAUAACUUCAUUUAACCAGAAUAGUUGUUCGAUGAAAAAAAGACGAUGAAUAAUGUGGUGGGCUAGUGUCAUCCAUGGCACCACAUGUUUAUGGAUUGCGAGUGCAAGCUCCAUCAACAUCGGAGACCAUAGGGUUCCCUCCAUACCACCGCCUUGGUCCCCCUCUUAUCUCAUGUCUGGCAGCCUCGUUAAAGCUAGGGGAGUGGGUACCCGCUUUUUCGUAGAUUUUAGUCCUUGCAUGUCCUCGUGUUUCUCUUAAACUUUGUUCCUGUGGUGGCAUCAACUAGAUGGUGGCGACGAUGGCAUGUUGGACUAAAGUCUCUUCGGUUUCUUCCUACAUCAAUGAUGUUUGAUCCGCACCCGCCAAAGGGGGUUAGGAUCCUCUGCUGUAGCGCAGCGUGCAGUACGGUCGCUGUCAUGUGGACCCGGUCCCAUGUGUCAUCCGCACUACAGCACGGUACAGUACUGCAGAGUAUCUCAACCCUGCCAAAGGGCAAGUGAGGGUAGAUGCUGCCAGAUUUAUUGGCUCUAUUUGGAUCUUGGUAGUUGGUGUGCCCAUCAGGAGAAGUAGUUGGCUGGAUUUUAGUGUUGCGACUUCGAAUUCUUCUUUUGUUUUGUUCAGCGGCAAGAUUCGGUUUCUCCAACCCUUUGGAUUGAUGGUGAAGAAUUGCAAGCAUGUGCUGCUUGGGGUGCUUGUCCAGCUGAUGUUCGUUCAACGGUUACCAGAUCUCGUUAUUCGCAGUGAGUGACUAUAGCGUCUUCAAAGUCUUGUAUGGUGGGAGUGUAGCAGAUGUCCCUUUCCUUGCUAUUUGUUUAGUAAGUUUCAUGCUCUGGUAGGCGGAUAACAAUCAAAGGAAGACGACAAAUGUGAUUUUCGAGGUAACUUUACUUUCUACAAGUCGUUUUGUGAUGAGUUGUCAUUCCUUUGUAUGAACUCUUGUUUUCCUUGAUAAAUAUCGGGUAUAGGAUACAUAUCAGCACUUUGGAUAUCUUCUCGAAAACAAAAAACCAAAGGCCAUAAAGGUGCAUAUUUUUGCAACACAUGUGUCUAAAACACACAUACUUGAAACUGUGAGGUUGCUCACGCAAUUAUCUCUUUUUUUCAUUUUGUCCCCUAGAUGUCAUCGGUUGAAAUUCAGUAUGCUCACUCGACGCAUACGCCGGCCAGACAUGCAUGCAGCAUACUUCCUCCGUUCCUAAAUGUAAGUCUUUUAAAGAUUCCACUAUAGAAACUACAUUCGGAUGUAUAUAGACGCCUUUUAGAGUAUUGAUUCAUUCAUUUUGCUCCGUAUGUAGUCUAUAGUGAAAUCUUUUAAAAGAGAGUUAAAUACCCCAUAGCUGCCUUAACUUGUCCGCUGCGAUCAGUUUAGUGCCCAAACUUGCAAAAUACAUAAAAGUAGUGCUAUAACUUGUCGCAUAGUGCAUAUACGGUACCUCCGUCCAUAUACAGUGGUAAUAUUUUCUUACAUAUUUUUUUUAAACAGGGAAAAUAAUAUCAAAAAAUUAAACAUGAAAUUGAAAAA
This is a messenger RNA of Aegilops tauschii subsp. strangulata, 4494 nucleotides long. Its product is annotated as daphnetin O-methyltransferase 1. Gene Ontology annotation, molecular function: protein dimerization activity; O-methyltransferase activity. Lineage: Eukaryota; Viridiplantae; Streptophyta; Magnoliopsida; Poales; Poaceae. The record is from RefSeq and is a predicted model, not a curated record.